AUGCCCGACACUGUCGAUCUCUUCAUCACGACCAACGUCAACCAGCAUCCCCUGGAGAAGAAGUAUCCAUUACUUCUGACUACCGGCGAGCUGAAGCACAAACUCGAACUAGUGGUUGGCGCCGCCGCCGCGGACAUUCAGCUGGAGCUUUUCGAUGCCCAAGGAAAGUCAUCUGGCGCCAUGACCAACCCUGCGGCCAGCCUUCAAGAAUAUGGAAUCUCCAACGGCUACCGAGUCCACGCCACCGAUCUUACGGGACAAAAUGCAACACUCGAGACGGGCGAUGCGAGUUAUACCCUGUCUGACGACGCCUACGCCCAACGGACCGAUAGUGUACGCGCUUUCAAGCAGCGGAUGCUAGCCGAGAAACUCGAAGGAAAUGCGAAAACACACGAAGAAACACCCGUCGACUUCAGCGUUGGAGACCGAUGUGAAGUCCGGCUGCCUGGCAAUAUGCCACGCCGGGGCAAUGUUGCAUUUAUUGGAGCGGUUGAAUUUGCCCCCGGGACCUGGGUGGGCAUCAAAUACGACGAUGCUGUGGGAAAGAACAACGGCUCGGUCCAAGGAGUCAAGUACUUCACAUGUGCGGAUAAUCACGGAGGAUUUGUUCGGCCGGAUGCGGUGAAGGUCGGCGUUUUCCCACAGCAGAGCGGCGAGAUCGAAGAAUUU
Molecule: messenger RNA, 669 nt
Organism: Mesorhabditis spiculigera
Lineage: Eukaryota; Metazoa; Nematoda; Chromadorea; Rhabditida; Rhabditidae
Source: the annotation of a GenBank genome assembly